Molecule: messenger RNA, 1952 nt
Organism: Lymnaea stagnalis (great pond snail)
Lineage: Eukaryota; Metazoa; Mollusca; Gastropoda; Lymnaeidae
Source: the annotation of a GenBank genome assembly
AACUCACUCAUUUGAUGGUCAACUGACGGCAGAGGUAGGUUGUUCGUUUGUUCUUUCUCAACUUUAGUAUAGAAUGUGUUGCAACUUGCAAAGUUAGUCCAACAAUUACGGACUAAAAUAGAAUGUAGAUUGUGUUACAACCUGCAACAUUAGGCCAACAAUCACCCACUAUAACAGAAUGUGGAUUGUGUUACAACUUGCAACAUUUGGCCAACCCUUGUGAGUUGAAUUAGGAUGCAAAUCGACUAUUAUAAAAAUCAGCUUUCGACCCACAAUGACCAGUUUACCUGAGUACAUGGACUUUUGGUUUUAAUAUUAACACAGCUGCUUCGCUACGCUUGACUCAUGCUGAAAUGAUUUGGUCUAAGUAUAAUAAUAUCGGGCUUGCCAAAUGUGUGUGUUAAGUUCUACCCCAACAUCUGGCAUUGAGGUCCAGAAGUCGAUGCCUGGCCUGGAUAUAUGUUGGUUAACUGGACGUAGACGAAACAACGAACGUGUCGGCAAGAAGCCUUCAUCAUCAUCAUCAAACAACAGUUCGAAAAGAAUUUAAAGAAAACUAUCCCUUUAGCUGUAAUGAAGUAUCCGAGAGGACAGCAAUGGGGAAAAUCUACUCUUUCCUGUUGUCCUCUCAAGGCUUCUUGCCGACACGUUCGCUGUUUUAUAGCUUCUUUUUUCUUCUUCUAGUUUUUAAACAUACUUUGUUUUGUUCCUCUCCAUUUUUCAAAACCUCAUUGCAGUCUCUCCCCCAUAGUAGCCUACUUAUUUCAAGUAUUUAGCAUUAACGAUGCACUGAAUGUUUUAUGCUGUAUGUUACAUUGUGUGUUGUACACUGAGAUAUAAUCUGUAAAACUUUUUUAAAUAUUUUUUUUUUACGUGCCGUUUAAAACUUGCCACUGGAUGAGAAACAACUAAUAGUGUUAUAUUUUAUUUUUCAGAUUUUGUGUGUGUUCUCCUUCAAAAUAGACUCCUGUUUCAUAUUUCGACUAGAAUGUCGCUUGUGUUUAAACACAGUCGUUCCUACGUGGGACCCGUCAAAGCCUGCAUCCUGGACUGGAGUGGCACCACGAUAGACAAGUUCGUUCUGGCCCCCGCCAUCGUGUUCGUGGAGACCUUCAAGAAACACAAGCUGACCAUCUCGAUGGCCGAGGCCAGGGUCCCCAUGGGCAUAAGGAAAGACCUCCACAUCAAGGCCAUCACGGAGCUGCCCGAGGUCCGCCAGAGAUGGAAGGACGUCCACGGGAGGUAUCCAGACCAGAGAGACGUGGACGCGCUGUACAAGGACCUGGUGCCCAUGCAGCUGGGCGUCUUGCUCCAGUAUUCCGAUCUGAUCCCCGGAACCGCCGAGACCGUGAAGGUGCUGAGAAAUGAAUUGGGUUUGAAGAUCGGCGUCACGACCGGGUUCACCCGAAGCAUGGUCGACGUGCUUCUGCCGGAGGCCAAGAGGCAGGGGUUCGAACCCGAUGCCAACGUGGCCGGGGAUGACGUGAUCCACGGCACGCGCCCCAAACCUUUCAUGCUGUACAAGAAUCUGGACAUGCUGGACGUCCCCAAUAUCCAGUCCGUGGUCAAGGUGGACGACACCAUGACCGGGGUGGAGGAAGCCCUGGCGGCCGGGUGCUGGGGUGUGGGGCUGGCCCGGUACAGCAACAACAUGAACAUCAACAGCCUGGAAGAGGAGCAGCGCAUGUCGGCGGGCGAACUCCAGCUUCGCUUGGAGCGGUCGCGUGACCUGCUGGCCAAGGCUGGGGCUCACUAUGUCAUCGACACCAUCGAGGAGCUCCCGGGCGUUGUCGCCCAUAUCAACUCUCGGCUCGCGAAGGGAGAAAAGCCGUGAAGUAAAUCUGAUAUUGUGUAGGACGUCAUUUGUCUCCCUUUGUUUCCUACGGUCAUCAUUCAGGGAGGGAUCCACAUAUUAUUUGAUAUUUCUUUUUAGAAUAAAUUUGACUAUUUUC